UCUAGGCACCAAGCUAGAGCAAGAUGGCGAUUGCCGUGUUGAAUGCUUUGGAUACUGCUCGAACACAAUGGUACCACAUGACGGCCAUUGUCAUUGCCGGAAUGGGCUUCUUCACCGACGCCUAUGACCUCUUCUGCAUAUCCACCGUUUCAAAACUCCUCGGCCGACUGUACUAUUAUGACCCCAGUACCGGAAAGCCCGGAAAGCUCCCCGUAAGCGUCAACAACUUGGUGACCGGAGUUGCCCUAGUCGGAACCCUAUCGGGCCAACUAUUCUUUGGCUACCUUGGAGACAAGCUUGGCCGCAAGAAAGUGUACGGCAUCACCCUCAUCAUGAUGGUCAUCUGCGCCAUUUGCUCCGGCCUAUCCUUCGGGUCUACAGCGGGUUCCGUGAUGACAACCCUUUGUUUCUUUAGGUUUUGGCUUGGUUUUGGCAUCGGAGGAGAUUAUCCCCUCUCCGCCACCAUCAUGUCGGAAUAUGCCAACAAAUCAACACGUGGUGCUUUUAUAGCGGCCGUGUUUGCCAUGCAAGGAGUAGGGAUUAUCUUUGCGGGUUUGGUUUCCAUGACACUCUCAGCACUCUUCCUCCACUACUGCGACGCUCCUGCAUUCAAAACAAAACCCCCUGUAGAGUAUUCUGACGUGUUCUCCACGCAGCCGGAGGCCGACUACAUGUGGAGGAUUGUACUAAUGAUCGGGGCUUUGCCUGCUAUUGUCACGUUUUACUGGAGGAUGAAAAUGCCGGAAACGGCGCGUUACACGGCGUUGAUCGAAGGCAACGCCAAGCAAGCAGCGACUGACAUGGGUCAGGUCCUGGAGAUUGAAAUCCAAGCCGAACAGGACAAGGUGGCGCAGUUCAAAGCAGCAAACGAGUACACUUUGCUCUCCGGAGAGUUCUUAAGGCGGCACGGGAAGCAUCUCAUCGGAACAACGACUACUUGGUUCUUGUUGGACAUUGCAUUCUACAGCCAAAACCUUACUCAGAAGGAUAUCUUCCCUCUUAUGGGUCUCACUGACAAAGCUGAAAAUGUCAAUGCUCUUAUGGAAGUCUUCCAAACCUCCAAAGCCAUGUUUAUAGUUGCAAUGUUCGGAACUUUUCCGGGUUACUGGGUCACCGUCCUCCUCAUUGAGAAGCUCGGACGGUUCAAAAUCCAACUCAUCGGGUUUUUUAUGAUGUCCUUGUUCAUGUUCAUCAUAGGGGUCAAGUAUGUUGAACUCAAGGGCCACAAGUACUGGUUUGCCAUUCUAUACGGUUUGACAUUUUUCUUCGCCAACUUUGGCCCCAACAGCACCACGUUUGUGCUUCCCGCCGAGCUGUUCCCUACCCGGGUGAGGUCCACGUGUCACGCGAUAAGCGCGGCGUGCGGGAAGGCAGGUGCGAUGGUUGGUGCAUUUGGGGUGCAAACCUAUACUUUGGAUGCAAACCAGAACAAAAUUAGGAAGGCUAUGUUGUUCCUGGCGUUCAGCAACAUGUUAGGGUUUUUCUUCACGUUCUUGGUCACCGAGACCAAAGGCAGGUCCUUGGAGGAGAUCUCUGGAGAGGAUGGCGGCAAUGGUAGCAAUGGCGUCACCGGAAGCCAAUAUGAAGCACAAAUGACCCCUAAACCGGUGACCAGCUAGGUAGGGAAGGGUUUUAGUAUUUUCUAUAUUAGGGUAA
Rosa chinensis is the source of this 1656-nucleotide messenger RNA. Its product is annotated as low affinity inorganic phosphate transporter 4. The transcript has a single exon. The record is from RefSeq and is a predicted model, not a curated record. The coding region runs from base 24 to 1619 and encodes 531 amino acids. Gene Ontology annotation, cellular component: membrane. Gene Ontology annotation, biological process: phosphate ion transport; transmembrane transport. Lineage: Eukaryota; Viridiplantae; Streptophyta; Magnoliopsida; Rosales; Rosaceae. Gene Ontology annotation, molecular function: phosphate transmembrane transporter activity.